AUGGAGUCUCACGGCAGAGACGAGCCGAAGGGACCGGUGCUGCACAUCGUGGUGGUUGGAUUUCACCACAAAAAAGGCUGUCAGGUUGAGUUCUCGUACCCGCCGCUGAUGCCCGACGAGGGUCACGACAGCAACCUGCUGCCGGAGGAGUGGAGGUACCUCCCAUUCCUGUCGCUUCCUGACGGAGCGCACAACUACCAGGAAGACACUGUGUACUUUCACCUUCCGCCUCGUAAUGAAGACAUGAAGUGUGUCUACGGAGUUUCCUGUUAUCGCCAAAUAGAAGCAAAGGCCCUGAAGGUGCGACAGGCCGACGUCACGAGGGAGACGGUUCAGAAGAGCGUGUGCGUCCUCAGCAGAGUGCCUCUCUUCGGCCUGCUUCAAGCUAAACUACAGCUCAUCACACACGCCUACUUCGAGGAGAAAGACUUCUCACAGAUCUCGAUUUUAAAGGAGCUGUACGACCACAUGAACGGCUCUCUGAGGGGCUCGUCUCUGGAGGGAUCACAGGUGUAUCUAGGGUUAUCACCAAGAGAUUUAAUUCUGCACUUUCGACACAAGGUCCUCAUCCUCUUCAAGCUUAUUCUGCUAGAGAAGAAGGUCCUCUUCUUUGUGUCUCCUGUCAACAGACUAGUGGGAGCUCUGAUGACGGUUCUAUCACUGUUUCCAGGUAUGAUCGAGCACGGCCUGGUGGACUCGUCCCACUACCGGCCUAAGAGCAGCUUGACGGAGGACCUGACUCUGGUGGAGAGCGUCUCCGGAACCGAGGAGUUCGUCUCCGUGUCCGUCACCGACAUCGCCAACACCGAGCUGGAGCUGGAGGGGACCGGACCCGCCGUGGAGUCUCUGUCCUCCGGGAACAGCACAGAGGGGGACAACCACCUCCUCAAGCCGCCGUCACGCAGCUCUCCGGAGUCCUCGGAGAGCGACUGGGAGACUCUGGACCCCAGCGUGUUGGAGGAGAGUCCCAAAGAGGCCGCCGAGGGGAAAGAGUUGGAUUUGCUGCUGCCGGACGUCUUCGACUCCGAGCUGGGGACGCCCAUCACGGUGCAGCCGCAGCCCGCCGGCGGCCAGGGAGGGGUGGUCCAGGGUCUGGUGUCCGGUCUGGAGGAGGACCAGUACGGCCUGCCGCUCCCCAUCUUCACUAAGGGCUACCUGUGUCUGCCCUACAUGGCUCUGCAGCAGCAUCACCUCCUGUCGGAUGUGACGGUGCGCGGCUUUGUCGCCGGUGCGACCAACGUCCUGUUCCGCCAGCAGAGGCACCUCAGCGAUGCCAUCGUCGAGGUGGAGGAAGGUGGAGUCCACAUCCAGGACCCGGAGCUCCGGAAGAUCCUGAGCCUGACGACGGCCGACCUGCGCUUCGCCGACUACCUGUUGAAACACGUGACGGAGAACCGAGACGACGUGUUCCUGGACGGGACGGGCUGGGAGGGAGGAGACGAGUGGAUCAGAGCGCAGUUCACCCUUUACCUCCACUCAUUACUGUCCUCUGCGCUACAGCAAGACAACGAGAGGCUGCUGGCCGAUUACGGCGUUCCGUUCGUGACGGCCUGGAAGAUCUCCCACAACUACCGGGUUUGGUUCAGCAACAAGCACCCCGCCAUGGCCGCCAUCACGCCGGGACACCCGUUCCAGGGCCAGUACAGUGUUGCUGACGUGAAACUACGACUCUCGCACUCGAUGCAGAACAGCGAGAGAGGGAAGAAGAUCGGGAACGCCAUGAUGACCACCAGUCGCAGUGUGGUGCAGACGGGGAAGGCAGUGGGUCAGUCCGUGGGCGGAGCGUUGACCAGCGCUAAGUCGGCCAUGUCCUCCUGGUUCUCCACACUGGCCCAGCCUGCGGCGGUGACCACCGAUGAGCUUCCGGAGCCCGCCGAAGAGGUCCUACCCUGAAACCAAACCCACCACCAGUCCCACCAGACUCUGUCCUCGUCCUCUGACCCUUCUUGCUACCAUGACGCCUGAGGGCUCAGUGGACUUGAGAGAUGCUUUUAUGAAGGAGGAAACAAAUUUGGUGACUCCCGGUGCGACACUGGACAGGAAGGCAGCGCUGCCGUUAUAAUACCCGUACAGUCCAUAUCCACUGUGAGGCAGAGACUGCCCGGCGCUUUUGAUCAAAAACCCAGAAAUCUUUCAGCAGGCUGCAAAAUGUCUGACCGCCUGUUUUGCAUUUGCUGGAUGCUUCUUUCCUGUGAGACACUAAGGACGCCGUCGUUCGGGUUUUGCGGUGUUCUACUCUUUUGCUGCAUAUUUCUAGAGUUUGUCUAUAUAGCCGACUAUUUUGCUGACGGAUAAAUCACAGACAAAAAAAUAUUUGACAGAAAAAGCAUGAGCUGUGGUACCUUGAAGAUAUUUCGGUUUAGAUUUUAAAUUCAGUUCAUGUUCAGUGACGUAAUCACACUGUGGUUGAUGUGGUAACUGCAUGAAUUCUCACGUAGAAAAAAAAGUUAGAUUGACUCACGAAAUGUUGAAACUAACAAUUAUUUUCAUUUAUUUUAACGAUUAUUAGUUUGUAAAUGUCAGAAAAUAGUAAAAAAAAAAAAUGUCCAGUGCUAUUUCCGAUUUGACAGCUAUGGAGCAAAAUAAAUGGUCAAAAAUAUAUCGGUAAAAAAUAUUGUUAGCUAAAUAAUUUAAAUUCAGUGUAAACAAAGAUCCUCAGUAAGUUAUCAUCAGUGGGUUAAAAAUAAAUUAGCCGAAGCAUUUUAGCCGGUAAGAAAACGCUAACAAACUUAGCUAGCUAAUUCUACUUAAAUUCUUUAAAAUUUAACAGCUUGUUUGACAUAAAGAGACAUUAAAUCAUACACAUUUACAGAAUGCCCAUAUUUCCAACAUGUUUUUUAAUACAUAAAGAUAUAAGCACGGUGUCUUUAAACUACUAGCUAGCUAAUUUCGUUUGUGUUAGCUUGCUGGCUAAAAAUACUCUCUGUCUUAUGCUGUGUUCACACUACGACGAUUUAAUUGUAAUAGAGCUUCUUU
Anarrhichthys ocellatus (wolf-eel) is the source of this 2976-nucleotide messenger RNA. RefSeq names its product AVL9 homolog (S. cerevisiase) (gene avl9). Gene Ontology annotation, cellular component: cytoplasm. Bases 1 to 1893 code for a protein of 630 amino acids. The transcript has 16 exons. NCBI's taxonomy places the organism in Eukaryota, Metazoa, Chordata, Actinopteri, Perciformes, Anarhichadidae. The record is from RefSeq and is a predicted model, not a curated record.